AUGUCUACAAAGGAAUAUAAAUGCUCGCAUGCGGGGAAAAAGCACAAAACUCGGAAAGAAGAUCAAACGGAGCCGGAUAUAGUAGACCACCUGAAGCUAAUUGAAGAAUUCACUAGGAACCCAAAUGCUUCAUUUCGCUACAUGAUUUAUGCAGUGGAACGCUCCUCUAAGUACUUCACCCCUUACGCAUUAAAAAUAGUUCCCUACAAACAAGUGGAUGGAGCUUACAUUACCAUUAGUGGGAGUGGUGUGACCCACUAUAGUCCUGGAGAAGCGAGUUUCACGUCGCUCUCUGAGUGGGCAAGGGAAUACAACUUUUAUUUGGAGCUUAUGAAACUAAAGACCUUCCGGUUAUUUUCAACAUGGAAAGCGUUUUAUGUUUGGCGGAAAAUGCUUACAAUAAAAAAAUUUAACAAUGCAAAAAAUUUUAUUGCAAAUCGAUUAUUUAUCUGCAAUAAUACCCUCGGAAAAGCCCUGCUGGACAUCAAAAAGGAGACUUACAACUUUCAUGACACUUCAUUUGUGGACACUACGGUUGUAGAAAAAAUUACGCUCUUUUAUUUUGUCGAACUGCAGUUAAAACAAUUAGAAACUAGCGUGGUUAAAUUGAACGGACUGAGAAAUCUUAUAAUAGAUAUAAGUUAUGACGCUUGCAAUCGAUCGCUCAAUGAAGUUGGGUAUACAAUAGACGAUUCUAAUAUUACAAUUGCUCAAACGGCGUACGGUAAACUUGGAACACACGCCUCGAAAAUUUAUAUUAAAAAUUCGAGUGAGUUGAAGAUGAGCUUUAUUGAACAAACUAGAAAAAGAGAACACUGUAAAUGGCUUUCAAGCUUCAUUCACUUAAUCGACUAUACCGUUACAAGCUUGCUGUGUAAUGUGUUGGAAAAUACUUAUAUUGAUCUGCUGAAAGUGCUGAGAAUAUACACAAAUAUACUUCCUAAUGAAAUACAGUUUUCGAAUGUACAAAUUAAUGUCAAUAGAGAAAAUAAUCCAUACUGGGUAGUUGAUAUCGUAUUGACUGAUGAAGAAAUUAAAAUGGACCCGCCGGAAGAUGUCUUUCGGUUUGUAAUCGAACGGAUGCAAUCAAUGUGGAGAGAGAAUCUUGAUAUUAAACCUCUUUUAACAGAUCCGCACUUUGAAUGUUUCACAAAGCCAAUAAUUAAUCGUAAAAAAGAAAACUAUUAUUUUGGCGGCGAGCCACCAUCAAUAUCCAGAAUUCUCCCGACGGACACGACGAUAAAAACCCUUAUUCGAGAGUUGGAAGACCUAUUGGAGUUAAACAUUAUAGCAGUGCGUCGUUACUGCGAGAGAUUUGCUGACGUCGAAGAGUUUUACAGGGAGGAUAAAAAUUUAAACGAAAACAUUAUCCUGAACAACACCAGCUGCGAACUUUUCCGCGAGUGGUGUGAGCGUUACAAAAACGAGGAGGAAGUUAUUUUAAACAUCACUGAUUUUCAGCCCGUCAGGAUAUUUUAUUUGCAGCUUAACCGGUUUAAAGAGAAAGCGCUGUUGGCUCCUACAGAAAAAAUGAAGCUACUGGAAAAAAUAAUGCCCGAAAUUGGAAAAAGCAAAGUUAAAUUUUUGGAGUCUAAAGCUUUUGAAGCGUUGAAUUAUCUGGAGAACGAACCGAGGAGCGCCGAAGAAUUUGUCGACUACAUUAAUUUCGUAGAUCACGCGCAGCAGAAAGUUGACGACAUGGAAACAGAGAUGAAUUAUAUCAAAGACUUGUACGACAUUAUUGAAGACUUUGAUGUUCCCGUUUCUAUUGAAGACACGACACAAUACAUGGGCUUGAGCAUGCAAUUGACGAGCUUGCGAUUAUCGAUUGAUAAGCGUCUCGAGGAACGCGAGAAAUUGAUCAGAGGAUUUAAUGAAAAAAUAGAGGAAGAUAUUAAGAGUUUGGUUGAUGGAAUUUCGAGUAUUAGUGAACAAGCGACGACGUUGAAAAGACUAACAAAAAGCUUGGAAGAUUCGAUAGAAACCGCAAAAAAAUAUCAGACGUACCAGCGUAACUUGAAGCUCGAGAUAACGCGACUGGAUAUUUUAGAUCAAGUGACGAAUCAAUUGCGGCUAAGAUCGCUUCUUUGGGAUAGCAAAGUCUCGUGGUCAGAAGCCCUGGAAAAUUGGUACCACUCAGAUUUCUCCGGCUUGGACGUAGAAGAAAUGAAUAACAUGGUGAUGCGCUAUACGAAAAACGUAACUCAACUGGAGAAAGGUCUGGAGGAAAACGACAUUCUGCCGACGAUCAAAAGCCAGGUCCAAGAGAUGCGCGAGAAACUGCCGACAAUCGGCUACCUGAAGAACCAAAACUUGAAGAAGCGCCACUGGAUGAAAAUAGAAUCGCUGAUGGCUGGAAAGAAGCUGGAAGCCGACGAAAAGUUGACGCUUAAGGUGAUCCAAGAGCUUGGGGUUUUUGAUCACGAGCAGGAAUUGAUGGAAAUCGCGGCCGCUGCGAGCGCAGAGGCAGCCCUUGAAAACAUGUUGAACAAAAUUCAGGACACAUGGAAGCACCUGGAGUUCAUUGUUCUCGGACACAAAGACUCGAGCGAUGUAUUUGUGCUGGGAAGUCUUGAGGAGAUUCAAGCUGCACUUGAGGAAAGUAAUAUUGCUGUUCAAACUAUUGCAGCUUCCCGGCACGUCGCUCCUAUUAAAGCGAGGCUUGAUGAGUGGAUUAAACAGCUAAACCUUUUUUCAACCACUCUGGAAUCUUGGCAAUAUUGUCAACAACAGUGGCUGUAUCUUGAGGCAAUUUUCUCGGCUCCGGAUAUUCAACGACAACUUCCGUUAGAAGCUAAACUAUUUAUCCAAGUUGACAAAUCCUGGAAAGAUAUAAUGAGAAGAGUUGCUAAAAUGCCUUUAGCGAUGGUAUUUACCACUCAGCCGGGACUUUUAGAACAACUUGAAGAUAAUAAUAAAAGUUUAGAUGAAAUUACAAAAUGUCUUGAGGCGUAUCUUGAUACAAAGCGUCUAGCUUUUCCUCGUUUUUUCUUUUUAUCGAAUGAUGAACUCCUUGAAAUUCUUGCUCAAACACGGAACCCUCAUGCGGUUCAAAGGCAUCUUCAAAAAUGCUUCGACGCUAUUUACCGCUUGGAAUUCGCUUCCGCGGACCCGGAAGGAACGUCAAGGGCUAGAAAAAGUUCCGAUUUAAAUGAGCUUGCAAGUAUGGUAAGAAAUGAAUUACCCAAAUUAAUAAGAGAUAUUAUAAUCAAUCUUAUCACAAUCGACGUCCAUGCUAGAGAUAUUAUAACUUCGUUAGUUGAAAACAAUGUAACUUCCAGCUCAAAUUUCGAAUGGACGAAGAAUUUGCGGUAUUACUGGGACCAAGAAUUGGAUAAUUGCAUCACUCGGAUGAGCACUACAGAAUAUUCAUACGGUUAUGAGUAUCUAGGCGCACAGAAGAGACUCGUGAUCACUCCUCUGACGGAUAAAUGCGGAGCCCCAGCUGGCCCUGCAGGAACCGGUAAAACUGAAACUACUAAAGAUUUAGCCAAGGCUUUGGCAAUUCAGUGUGUUGUUUUUAAUUGCUCAGAAGGUUUAGACUUUAGGAUGAUGGGAAGAUUUUUUUCCGGUCUAGCAACCUCUGGGGCUUGGUGCUGCUUCGAUGAAUUCAAUCGAAUCGAUAUCGAAGUGCUUUCCGUGAUUGCCCAGCAAUUAAUUACUAUCAGAAAUGCCAAAGUUGCUCGUGCUAAUGAGUUCUUGUUCGAAGGCCGCAAUCUCAAAUUAGUCAUGUCUUGCGCUACUUUUAUUACUAUGAACCCAGGUUAUGCGGGACGCACAGAAUUGCCAGACAACCUCAAGUCUCUGUUUCGACCCAUCGCAAUGAUGGUUCCCGAUUACAAACUUAUCGCUGAAGUAAUUUUAUACUCGGAGGGUUUCGAGUCUUCCAAGCAAUUGUCAAAGAAAAUGACCCUAAUGUACACAUUGUGCAGCGAACAAUUGUCUCAGCAAGAUCACUACGACUUUGGAAUGAGGGCAGUAAAAUCGGUUUUAGUAAUGGCCGGAAGUCUUAAACGUGAAAACCCAGAUAAAAGCGAAGAACUUGUACUCAUAAAAGCUCUGCGUGACAGUAAUUUGCCAAAAUUUUUGGCUGAUGACAAGCUAUUAUUUCUUGCUAUUCUAGCAGAUCUUUUUCCGGGUGUUGACAUACCCGAGGAUCAUUACGGAGUUUUUCAAGAUACUAUUAUUGAUAUUUUAAAUGCAGCUAAUUUACAGCCUGAAGAGUCUUCGAUUAACAAGACAAUUCAAUUACACGAAACAAUUCGUGUGAGACACGGUGUAAUGCUUGUUGGACCAACUGGCGGAGGAAAAACAACUAUUUUAAGGACGCUAAGUGAAGCCUACACGACCUUGGCAGAAAAACAAAUUCCGGGCCAAUUAAAUAGACGAGUUAAUAUGUACACUCUGAACCCUAAAGCAAUAACGAUGAGCGAAUUGUACGGUGAAGUGGAUAUUUACUCCAACGAGUGGCAUGACGGUCUUCUCGGUGCAAUAAUCCGCAAAGCGUGUUCAUCCGAGGCAGAUGACCACCAGUGGGUAGUCUGUGACGGCCCCGUAGACGCUUUGUGGAUCGAAAACAUGAACACCGUCCUUGAUGACAACAAAAUGCUCUGUCUCGCAAACUCCGAGCGCAUCAAAUUCACCCCGUAUGUCCGCAUGAUAUUCGAAGUGAUGGAUCUGUGUCAAGCUUCGCCGGCUACAGUCAGCCGUUGCGGAAUGGUCUAUGUCGACCCUCUUGAGCUCGGCUGGAUGCCCUAUGUCAAGACUUGGUUAAUUGGAUUCAAGAGUAAAUUCAAGGAGUCACCCUCGCUGGGUAAUCUGAUAGCUGGGAUUGUUUUAGCCCUAUUCGAUCGAUACGUUGAUAUAAGUAAAGUGAAUACAGUCUGCACUCUUCUGGAAAGUAUUCUCCUAGAGUCAGACACCGUGAACAAAAUAGUUGAUAAAUCACGACUAACGACGUUUGUCACCCAGUCUUUCGUAUUCUCAUAUAUCUGGGGUAUCGGAGGCAAUGUUAUUGAUUCGUCGCGCGAGGCUUUCGAGCUUUUUGUCACCCACCAACUGGAAGGAAAUUCAAGCGCAAGAUUGCCUGUAGCAGGAGACCUCUGGAAUCUCUGGGUGAACACAGACAAACAACGUAUGGACAUAUGGCUAAAAAUGAUACCCGCGUUUACUUACGACCCUCAAGUGCCUUUUUUUGACAUUCUUGUCCCUACAAUCGACACAGUGCGCUUUGAAUUCAUCGUUAAAAAAAUAAUAAAUGCGAACAAGUCCGUGUUUAUCACUGGCGCAACUGGUGUCGGAAAAUCGGUAAUAAUGAAAGGCGUGCUAAAGAGUCUACGCGAAUCGGAGCAAUGGCUGCCAAUAACGCUAAAUUUUUCCGGUCAGACGACGAGUAAACAGACGCAAGACAUUUUGGAGCUAAAAAUGGAGAAAAAGAUGCGAUUUUCCCUCGGCGGCCCCGUGGGUAAGCGUGUGUGUGUCUUUGUAGACGAUGUUAACAUGCCACGGCUAGAUACUUACGGCUCUCAGCCGCCUGUCGAACUUCUGAGACAAGUCUUAGACUUCCGUGGCUUCUACGACCGGAAAAAACUUAUUUGGACGUCUAUUGAAGACGUGGUAUUAACGGCAGCUUGCGCGCCCCCCGGAGGCGGGCGAAAUCCUCUUAGCCAGCGAUUUAUCCGGCACUUUGCUAUGCUUAUGAUCCCCAUACCUACUGAGGCUUCUUUGCAAACGAUUUUCAAAGCGAUCGUGAGAGGCUUUUUGAGUCACAAAUUGUUCCCUCAAUCGGUUGUCAAUAUCGCGGACGCAAUAGUAACCGCAGCGGUGGAAAUCUACGACCGCAUCGCGACUGAUUUACUGCCGACUCCGGCGAAAAGCCAUUAUAUUUUUAAUCUCAGGGAUUUGUCGAAGUGUGUGCAAGGGAUGAUGCAGUCGGACCCGGUGUCCAUUCGCGAUGCCAGACAAAUGACGAGACUCUUUUAUCACGAAUGCUUAAGGGUCUUUCAUGACCGUCUGGUUGAUAAUAUCGACAAAAGUUACUUUUACAGAUUGCUCAGUGAAACAUGCUCGGGUUUUUUUCCCGAUCAAGUUGUUGCUUUGCCUGAAAAUACUUCUGAUAGUAUCGAUACGCCGUCGGAGCUUUUCUUUGGAGACUUUAUGAAAUUCGGUACCCCCAGGGAGCUUAGAAUCUAUGAAGAAGUUACCGAUGUUGAAAAAAUCAAGUCUGUUCUUCAGUUUAAACUGGAGGGUAUUGAUUUUAAAACAUCUCAGGAUUAUCUAGACGAUUAUUGUCUCGCAACAAAGAAAGACUUGAAGCUUAUAUUUUUUUUCCACGCCAUCGAACACUUGUGCAGAAUAGCGAGAAUCUUGAGAUCAGAACGGGGCCAUGGAUUACUUGUAGGUGUAGGUGGCAUGGGUAAACAGAGCUUGAGUAAAUUAGCAUCUCAUCUCAAUGGAUAUCCAUGUUGGCAAAUUGAAAUAAGUCGUGGAUAUGAUAUAAAUUCUUGGCAUACAGAUCUACGUAAUUUUUAUUCAAAGCCCGGAGCUUUAGCCGAAGACGCGACGUUUCUCUUUACAGAUACUCAGAUUGUUAUGGAAGAAUUUCUUGAAGAUAUUAACAAUACACUUAAUUCCGGCGAAGUGCCAAAUUUAUUCGAGGCUGAUGAGUUAGAGAAAAUAAUAAUCUUGACGAGACCCGCAGCCAAAGAAGCCGGAUUAUCCGAAGAAAACCGUGACGAAAUUUACAAUCUGUUUGUUAGCCGGGUGAGGAAUCACCUCCACAUCGUGCUUUGCAUGAGUCCUGCUGGUGACGCAUUUCGACGUCGCUGUCGCAUGUUUCCUUCACUGGUCAAUUGCUGCACGAUCGAUUGGUUCACCAAGUGGCCCGACGAAGCCCUUCUCUCGGUCGCUAAAAUUUCCAUCGUUCCAGACAUCACUCAAGAUCUUCAACUAGCUUCUUCCCUGGCUUCCAUUUGUAUGCUGAUGCACCAAACGACUGAUAAAAUGACAGAGAGAUAUUUAACUGAAAUGCGACGUCGAUAUUAUACAACACCGAGUAGUUAUCUUGAAUUAUUGAAAUUAUAUUCAACAACUCUAAAGCGAAAGACAGAUGAAAUAAUGUCAUUGAAAAAUAAAAUUGAAAAUGGCUUAAAUAAAUUGUAUGAAACUAAAGAAACAGUAGAUGUAAUGAAGAAUGAAAUAAUAAUAUUAACACCGCAAUUGAAAACAAGCCGCGAAGAAGUGGAAAAACUUAUGGAAGUCGUGACAAAAGAAAAAAUUGAGUGUGAUAAAGUCCGAAGUGUCGUAGAAGCGGAUGAGGCUACUGCUAAAAUAAAAGCCGACGAAAUGGCAGUUUUAGAAAUCGAGGCACGCAAAGACCUGGAGGCUGCGAUGCCAGCUCUGGAGGAGGCGCAAAAAGCUCUUCAGUCGCUCAACAAAAGCGACAUUAACGAAAUUAAAGUUUUUAAUAAGCCUCCGCAUCUCGUGCGUUACGUAAUGGAGGCAGUUUGCUUGCUUUUAGGCGAAAAAACGGACUGGCCGACUGCGAAGCUUAUACUUUCGGACGUGCACUUUCUUGAUCGAUUGAUCAACUAUCCCAAGGAUGACAUAAAUGAUAAAUUGCUUAAAAAAUUGGAAAGCUAUUUGAAGAAUCCCGAGUUUGUUCCGGAUCUUGUUGCUAAGCAAAGUAAAGUUUGCAAGUCAAUUUGCAUUUGGGUAAGAGCUAUUGACGGAUAUGCCAAAGUGUUUCGUGUUGUUGAGCCGAAACGUCUCAAAUUGCAACAAGCACAAGAAGAGCUACAGGCACUUAAAGAACUAGUAGCAGAGAAGCAAAAACAAUUAAGUGUGGUCGUUAAGAAAAUAGAAAAGCUUGAGAAACAAUACAACCUGGCAGUUAAGCGUCUAGAUCAGUUAGAAUCUACGAUUGCGUUGAAUGAGUCUCGAUUAAACAGAUCCGGGCGCUUAAUCGCGGCAUUAUCUGACGGACAAGAAUUAUGGCAAGACAUGACACGAGGAUUUCACUCGAAAAUAAAUAACCUGACGGGUGAUUGCCUUAUUAUCGCAGGCGCGCUGGCUUAUUUCGGGGCUUUCACUCAGAUUUAUCGACAGGAAUUGCUGCGAGUUUGGUUGACGGCGAUUGACACUCACAAAAUAAAUAUUACGGAAAAUUUCAGUCUUGUCAAAAGUUUAAUUAGUCCGUACAAAAUUUGCACGUGGAAUGUUUUCGGGUUACCGAAAGACAACGUGAGCACUGAAAACGCGCUGCUGGGCUACCGGUGGAUUAGAAAUAUGGAAGCUGAGAAUAAUAUCAAGAUAAGUGAAAUGAAUAAUCCAAAUUUGAUGAGGAUUAUUGAAAAUUGUAUUAGACUUGGGCUGCCAGUUAUGAUUUAUAAUGUAGGAGAAAUUCUUGAUCCUAGUUUAGAACCUAUUUUACUUCAGCAAAUAUUUAUGCAGGAAGGAAGAAUGAUUAUGAGAAUAAAUAACACUGAUAUAGAAUAUGAAAAAGGGUUCAAGCUGUACAUGACCACAAAGCUUUCAAAUCCUCAUUAUUUACCAGAAGUUUGUAUCAAAGUAACAAUUGUUAACUUUACUGUUACACCAUCUGGUCUUGAAGAUCAAUUACUCGGAGAAGUUGUGAAACUUGAGAGGCCGGAUUUAGAGAAACAGAGGGAAGAAUUAGUCGAGAAGAUAAAUCACGACGGAAUACAGUUGGAAAAAAUAGAAGAAAAAAUUCUGUCGAUGUUAUCCAGCCCGGGUAAUAUUUUGGACAAUGAGGAAUUAGUCGAGAGCUUAAAUAAUAGCAAAGAGACAUCCGCAAUUAUAACUGCUCGGCUUGUUGAGUCUGAAAAAACAGAGGCUAAGAUAAUAAUAGCGCGUGAUAAAUAUCGAUCAGUAGCUACUCUAGGAUUUAUUUUAUUUUUUGUCAUUGCUAGUCUUGCAGAAAUAGAUCCUAUGUAUCAAUUCUCGCUAAAAUAUUUUAAACAAGUAUUCAAUCAUGCGAUCGAGACGAGCGAAAAAAAUCAAGACAUUGAAAAACGUCUGAGUAUCCUAAAUGAAAAAAUAACUUUGGCAAUUUAUUUAAACGUCUCUCGAGGACUUUUUGAGAGACAUAAAAUUAUUUUAGCUUUCAUGAUUGACGUUGCAAUUUGUAUCAAUAAUAAAACAGUUACUCAAACUCAGUGGAAUUUUAUUUUGCGCGGACCAGGGUCUAUCGAAUUGAGAAAAAAACCAGAAAAUAUAAGUGACUUGGCGUGGAAAUCAAUAAAUUAUCUUGAUAAAAACUUUUCAGUUUUCAAUGGAAUAAUAGACGAUGCAUUUAGAAAAAUAAAACUUACUCUCGGAUACAUUGAAGAAGAAAUAAAUUUAAAGAGAAAUAAUAAUAUAGAAGCGAUAAAAGAUUGGAAUAUCUUGCUGAGCGAUAUUGAAAAAUUGAUGCUAGUGAAAUCAUUAAAAGAAGAAAAGCUAUUGGUUUUAAUAACGGCCUUGGUAAAUAAAGACUUCGGUCGAAAAUUUAUCGAAUCGUCUAUUGUAACAUUAUCCGACACGUACCAAGAUAUAUCACACAAUACACCUUUAAUAUUUAUACUGAGCACGGGUUGUGAUCCUUUUGGAUCAUUUAUUAAGUUUGCCGGCGAAAUGGGAUUUAUCGACAAGUACAGUUCAAUAUCGUUGGGUCAAGGGCAAGGACCAAUUGCUGAGAAACUUAUCAAAGACGGUCGUGUUAAAGGUCACUGGAUUUUUUUACAAAACUGUCAUUUGGCGACGUCGUGGAUGCCGACGCUCGAGAAAUUAGUCUCUGAAAUCACAGAUGAAAGUGUCGAGGUCCAUAGAGACUUUCGGCUUUUCUUAAGUUCGAUGCCUAGCGAUGCUUUUCCUAUUUCUAUACUCGAAAACUCUGUUAAAAUUACCAACGAACCACCCAAAGGCUUGAAAGCUAAUAUCAAGCGAAUGCUUUUUGAUUUGAGCCAAGAAUUUUUUGAACACGAUGGAGACAAUUGGCGGGUCAUGAUAUUCGGAAUAUGUUUUUUUCAUUCAAUUAUACAAGAAAGAAAAAAGUACGGGCCAUUAGGCUGGAAUAUAUUAUACGAAUUCACGGAUAACGACCGCGAAUGCUGUCUAUCGAAUUUAAAAAUAUUUACUGAAAAUGAAUUAAUACCUUGGAACGCAUUGGUGUAUACUACCGGUGAAAUUACAUACGGAGGCAGAAUUACAGAUAACUGGGAUUUGCGCUGCUUGAAAACUAUCCUCGACAACUUUUUUUCACCAAAAAUAUUUAACAAAGAUUACAUUUAUUCGCCCUCUGGAGUGUAUUACUGUCCGAGAUUAAAAACUUUGGAGGAGUAUAAAAAUUUUGUAGAAACUUUUCCUAUUAUUGAUGAGCCUGAAAUUUUUGGAAUGCAUGAAAAUGCAAAUAUAACUUAUCAGUUGCGCGAGUCACAAUUAGUGAUAAAUACAAUAGCGCAAAUUCAGCCGACAGUUGAUGCAAACAUUGAAAGCAAAUCAAACUCGGAAAUAGUUUACGAUACUGCGCAAAUAAUUAUGAAUCAGAUUGAGCUUAAUAUUGAUUCUGACAAAUGCAAUAAAAAUCAUUACAAAAAAGAUUCAGCGGGAAGAGUUCCUUCACUAACAACAGUCUUAUUACAUGAAAUUGAUCGAUACAAUAAAUUAUUAAAAAAUAUUCACGCAUCAAUGGAAAAUUUACAGCGCGCUAUUAAAGGAUUUGUUGUUAUGUCAGAUGAAUUAGAGAACGUCUUUAAUUCUUUAUUAAAUAAUCAAGUCCCGAAGGUAUGGCAUGAUCUGAACGUUUAUCCAUCGCUCAAGUCUUUAGGCAGUUGGAUAAGAGAUCUUGAACUCAGAACGGAUUUUAUAAAAGUACCCAAGAAUAAAAUAUUUUAUUUUAACUAUUCUAUAAAAAUGAAUUUAAUUAAUUUCCUGACUGACAUUUUAAUCCAGAGCUGGUUAACAAACGAACCGGUUUCUUACUGGCUAUCCGGGCUUUCAUUUCCUCAAGGAUUCAUUACCGCAGUGCUCCAAACUCAUGCAAGGAAAUAUAAUAUUCCUAUUGAUCAGCUCAAGCUGGAUUAUGCGGUAACUAAGACGCUUUUAUAUCAAGAUGAAAUCCAGAAUGCUCACACAAUUAAUCAACAGGAUCAUUUACUGUAUAAAAAUCUUUCAAUGCCAAGCGACGGAGUUUUGAUUCAUGGUUUGUAUUUGGACGCAGCAAAGUGGAAUAUUAAUUCAAUGCUUCUUGUUGACGCUUCAUUAGGCGAAAUAAACCCUCCAUUACCAGUAACCCACGUAAUACCCGUGCUAACUCAUCCAGAAAAUGAUCAACGCUACAUUUGUCCGCUUUAUAAGACCGCUGUUCGUGCUGGGGUACUAUCAACUACUGGACACAUUAAUUAA
This is a messenger RNA of Cotesia congregata, 11403 nucleotides long. Lineage: Eukaryota; Metazoa; Arthropoda; Insecta; Hymenoptera; Braconidae. The record is from the annotation of a GenBank genome assembly.